Messenger RNA from Eurypyga helias (sunbittern), 2556 nucleotides. It is a transcript of the gene ADAM19, whose product is annotated as ADAM metallopeptidase domain 19. NCBI's taxonomy places the organism in Eukaryota, Metazoa, Chordata, Aves, Eurypygiformes, Eurypygidae. The transcript is spliced from 21 exons. Gene Ontology annotation, biological process: membrane protein ectodomain proteolysis. The annotation marks the transcript as partial. Gene Ontology annotation, molecular function: metalloendopeptidase activity. The record is from RefSeq and is a predicted model, not a curated record.
CAUCCAUUCAGAGCUGAAGUUAAGAUAAAGGCGGAAGGCCGGGAGCUGAUCUUGGAAUUGGAGAAAAAUGGAAAACUCUUUGCACCAAGCUACACUGAGACUCAUUACAACCAGACUGGACAGCCCCAGACCACCUCUCUGAGCCCCAUGGACCACUGCUUUUACCACGGGGUCGUGCGGGGCUGGGAGCACUCCAGCGUCACGCUCAGCACGUGCCGAGGGCUGCGAGGACUUAUCGUACUGAGCAGCAAUUCCAGCUAUAUCUUAGAGCCGGUUCCCGACAGCCCAAACCAGCACUUGAUCUACAGGUUGGACAACCUGAGGUUGCAGAAAGGAGCCUGUGGCUACCAGGGCACCAGGGAUGCUGCCGAAGACUGGCUCAGGGACUUCACAGCUGGGAUGAAACCACCUCGCCAGAGGGUGAAACGCGAGACUCUGCAGGCUACAAAGUACGUGGAGCUUCUGCUCGUGGCUGAUUAUGCAGAGUUUCAGAAGCAUCACUUCAGCAUUGAAGCAACAAGGCUUAAAUUAGUGGAGGCUGCUAAUUACGUAGAUAAGUUUUACAGAUCCCUGAAUAUCCGGAUUGCCUUGGUGGGACUGGAGAUCUGGAGUAAUUGGAAUAAAUGCGAUGUAACCGAGAACCCCUACUCCACCCUGAAGUCCUUUCUGGCCUGGAGUAGCAAGGAGCGGGCACACAGAAAACAUGAUAACGCCCAACUAAUCACGGGUGUGCCCUUCCAAGGUACCACAGUAGGCUUGGCUCCUGUGAUGGCCAUGUGUUCUGAGUUCCAGUCAGGAGGAGUAAACAUGGAUCACUCUGAUAAUGCCAUUGGUGUUGCUGCUACCAUUGCCCAUGAGAUGGGACACAAUUUUGGCAUGAAUCACGAUUCGGCUGGCUGCUGUACUACCCCUGCAGAAGACGGAGGCUGCAUCAUGGCUUCUGCAACCGGGCACCCAUUCCCCAAGGUGUUCAACCAGUGCAAUAGAAAAGAGCUGGAGAAGUAUCUGCAGUCUGGUGGAGGGAUGUGUCUCUCCAAUAUGCCGGAUACCAAAAAAAUGUAUGGUGGGAAGAAAUGUGGAAAUGGCUACUUGGAAGAGGGGGAGGAGUGUGACUGUGGAGAGGUGGAGGAAUGCAACAACCCCUGCUGCGACGCCAGCACCUGCUCCCUGAAGCUGGGUGCUGAAUGUGCCCAUGGCAGCUGCUGUCAUCAGUGCAAGCUGAUGUCUCCGGGAACUCUCUGCAGGGAAGGAUCAGGACUCUGUGACCUCCCAGAAUACUGCACUGGCGAGUCACCGUUUUGCCCCCCCAACUCUUACCAAAUCGAUGGGGCAUCCUGCGACGGAGGAAAGGCCUAUUGCUACAGUGGCAUGUGUCUCACGUAUAAAGACCAAUGCGUGCAGCUGUGGGGGCCUGGAGCAAGGCCAGCACCAGACGCCUGCUUUGAGAAGGUUAAUGCCGCUGGAGACAUCUACGGGAACUGCGGGAAGGAUAUGUACGGCAACUACAGGAAGUGUGAGAUGAGGGAUGCUAAAUGUGGGAAGAUCCAGUGCCAGAGCUCUGCUUCCAAACCCCUGCAGUCCAAUGCAGUGGCCAUAGACACAACCAUACGCACGCAGAGGACGGAGCUGAGGUGCCGAGGGACCCAUGUGUACAGAUCUGAUAGUGAAGAAAAGGAGAUGCUGGAUCCUGGCUUGGUGCUGACGGGAACGAAGUGUGGGAGCCAUCAUGUUUGCUUUGAGGGACGCUGCCAGAACACAUCCAUCAUCUUUGAUUCUGAAAGCUGUAGCAAGAAGUGCCACGGGCAUGGAGUCUGCAAUAACAACAAGAACUGCCACUGCAACCAGGGGUGGGCCCCUCCGUUUUGCAGCAAGCAGGGGAGGGGAGGAAGCUUGGACAGUGGUCCCCCCAUGCCCGAAGGCCCUUCAGCGGUCGUGAUAACUCUCGCCAUCCUGGCUCCUAUUCUGCUUCUCAUUGGAAUCAUGUUUUUAGUCUAUUAUCUGAAAUGCUGGAAUAAAUUUGUCAUCUGUUCCCUAAAGAAGACCCCGCAGUUCAGUGACACCGCUGGAAAUGGGCAUGCAAACCCUGCCUUCAAGUUGAAAACCCCCCAGGAGCAGAGGAAGGUGAUUGGCGUCCCUGAAAUCCCUUCGAAACCACCUCCCCAGCAAGUUCCGGGGCUCCGAAUAAACACGCAGCAGCCCUCUGCCUUCUCCACCAGCUACAGCGGUGUGGGGCGUCCCGCCAGCCCAGCGCAGCUGGCACCCACGAAGGACGUUGCCCGGCGGAUACCCCCGAGCAGGCCUGCACCUCCUGCUCCCAAACCCCCCACCACUCAGGAUAUUUCCAGGCCCCGGCCACCCCAAAGAGCUCUGCCAGCUAAUCCCGUCCCAGCCAGACCCAGAGCCUGGCCGGGGAGCAGCCCUGCCAUCUCACUGCCUCCUGCACACCCCAGAACCCCAGGACAACUCCAGCCUGCGGCAGAGAAUACUGGCAUCAGGACAGCUGGAGCAGCCAACGCCUUGAAAGCGGGACAGGCGGGCUCCCGUGGACACUCAUGA